AUGUCCUCGGCGAGGUUAACGAGCGCCUGGGAGGACAACAAGUCACGUUCAGAGACUGUACUCUAUCCGGGAAAAUAUUCAGUGUCCUCGGCCAACGCCCGCUUUUCCCACUCACGUGGCGGGAUAUCACGGAAUGGCAGUCGUGAUGAUAACAAACUGCACAAAAGUUUGGAAGAGAUUUCCAAAGAUAUUAAAGAACUGGAAGAUUUUAUAUCCGUUACAGAAGAAAUUCUAAGGCGAGAACGCGAGCACGAUGAACGGCUGUAUCGAAGGGAACGGCAGCGCAAAGCUUUCGAAAAAACUAUGCAGCAAAUUAAAAACAAGUGUAGUCCGACAAAAAUUUGUUUUGGGCGAUCUGAAGACUGUCGAGUGAAAUCACCGACGUUCAAAAUAAAUAUCACCCACAAAAGGCGAAUCAAGACGUUCAGUCCAAAAAGUUACAAAUCAAAACUGUAUUUUCGAAAUGGAAAGAUAGGAUGUCUCGACGCGGAAGAAGCUGUAUCCAAUUUGAAGAGUACGCAUGAGUUGGUUAAAAGAAUAAUUAACGAUGAAAACAACAUGCUGGUUAAAUUGGAGCAUCAACAUUACACAACCGACAUCAAGGAGGAAUCGCCCGUUUCGGUGGGAACUCCAUUGGAGAGCUUGCAAUUAUGCGUUACAGAAUCCGCUGGUUCACUGUGUGAUGAGCCGUACAAGGGUCUGAAUGACGAACCGGAGGACAAUGUAUUACAAUCGAAAAUGGAACACAACAUCAGCAGCGAAAGAAUCAUUGUCGAAGACGGAACCACAAGCCCCCCACCGAGUGCCAACGAGUUUGUAACCGGUCGGUUACGACAUCUUGCCAGUCGGUUUUCCGAAAGGACUAGACGAAUGCGUAGUAAAUUGGAGAUUCCGCCCACGCCUUCAAGCAGUGUUAGUGCGCCUUCUACGGCACCGUCAACGCAAAGACAUAAUGUUGAAUUGCGUGCUAUUCAAAAUUCGGCACUUACCCUGCAAUCAGCUACCGGAGCAGAAACUUGUCACCACGACUAUUUUUGCCCAAUAUUUUGUACUGGUGCAAAAACGAAUACCGUUUUGGACCCGCAAGGAAAGUUCUACAUUUCUUGGCUGUUUAUCGUGUCGCUGUCGUUUCUCUACAAUGCAUGGGUUAUUCCAUUACGGUCCUCGUUUCCGUAUCAAACUCCAGAAAAUACGAAAUACUGGAUUGCUUUGGACAUAUGUGCGGAUGUCAUUUACCUAAUUGAUAUUCUCUUCGUGAAGCACAGAAUAAUGUAUCUUUUUGAAGGAUUUUGGGUCAAGGACACAAACCUUACGCGAAAAAACUACAUGAGAAAGCUACAGUUUAAGAUGGAUCUACUCGCUCUCAUGCCGUUGGACUUGCUUUACCUUAAGUUCGGCACCGAACACGUGGUAUUUCGCUCACCGCGCUUACUGAAAAUACAAAGCUUCUGGGAGUUUUUCAAACUGAUCGAUCGUGUGAUAUCAUCACCGCAUAUGAUUCGUGUAGUCAAGACGCUCACCUAUAUGCUGUACAUGAUUCAUUUGACGGCUUGUUCAUACUAUGCAUACAGUGCCUAUCAAGGUCUUGGUUCGAACCGUUGGGUAUUCAACAACAAAGGGCACGCGUAUGUGCGCUGCUUUGCAUUCGCAACUAAAACCGCCACGUCGAUAGGAAAGAAUCCGAAACCCGAAAAGGAAGGCGAGUUACUGUUCAUGACGGCCGCCUGGUUGAUGGGAGUCUUCGUGUUUGCCCUGCUGAUUGGUCAAAUCAGGGACAUUAUAGCGACUGCGACUCGAUCGAAAUCCGAAUACAAACAGCUAGUUGACGAAACGUUGGAGUACAUGAGACAGCUGAGUCUGCCAACAGAUCUUCAACGACGAGUUAAGAUGUGGUUCACCUUCACCUGGGAGCAGCAGCGAAGUUUAGAUGAAACGCAUAUUAUGGAUGCUUUGCCUGCUAACCUAAAGACCGACAUAGCUAUUUCCGUUCAUAUUCAAACCCUGUCCAAAGUCCAACUAUUUGCUGAUUGUGAAGAAGCUCUGCUUCGAGAGCUCGUGCUGAAGUUAAGGUCGGUCACAUUUCUUCCGGGAGAUUACGUAUGUCGCAAAGGUGAAGUAGGCAAGGAGAUGUACAUCGUCAAAACCGGACAAGUUUUAGUUAUGGGAGGCCCUAGAAACGACAUUGUUCUCGCAACUCUAUAUGAAGGUUCAGUCUUUGGAGAAAUCAGCUUACUGGCUAUUAACGGUGCCGAAGGAAAUAGGCGGACUGCCGAUGUACGAUCGAAAGGGUUCUCCAAUUUAUUUGUUCUAUCAAAAUCAGAUCUUAAUGAGGCAAUCGUUUACUAUCCGAACGCUCAAGCAAUCCUUAAAAAACGAGCCAAAAGUUUGAUGCGCAAGAACGCUGCUCGGGAAAAGGCAGAAUCACAGCAGAGUAUUGACACAAACGAUGCCGAUACCGAUGUAGUCAUUAGCAAUCCAAGUCAUAAUAUGUCACCAAAACUGCUGAAAACGGUCAUUCAGGCAUUACCAAGUGAAUCUCCAGCCGUACAACUUCUUACCCAAGGGUUCAAAGGUGAGCAUGUGAAGGUAGAAAUACUAGAUAAACCCCAACAAACGGACGAUACACUAUCAACACGAAGUCUGGAGGUACACACCACCCAAGUGCAGAUUGAAAACGAAAAAAAUGUCGAACUUCCGUGUGACUUGGUCUACAGUAUUAAACAGGAACUGAUGGAUAAUAACAGUUACAUUAACCUUACCGAUACCGAAAAGUAUAAAUUACUGAACGAACUAUCCAAAGAAUUGAACGAACGCGAAAAAUCACCGGUUUAA
Sabethes cyaneus is the source of this 2832-nucleotide messenger RNA. RefSeq names its product cyclic nucleotide-gated cation channel beta-3 (gene CngB). Bases 1 to 2832 code for a protein of 943 amino acids. NCBI's taxonomy places the organism in Eukaryota, Metazoa, Arthropoda, Insecta, Diptera, Culicidae. Gene Ontology annotation, cellular component: plasma membrane; intracellular cyclic nucleotide activated cation channel complex. The record is from RefSeq and is a predicted model, not a curated record. The transcript is spliced from 6 exons. Gene Ontology annotation, biological process: monoatomic cation transmembrane transport. Gene Ontology annotation, molecular function: intracellularly cAMP-activated cation channel activity; intracellularly cGMP-activated cation channel activity; cGMP binding.